UGCAUUGCGGGCACUGUAUUUUUCCAAGAUGGCGACUCCAAUGGAGGUUGGUCAAGGCGAGGAAAAACCUGUUAUUGCGAAUUCUGCCACGACUGGCAGCGUUUCUGUCGCCUUGCAUCCACUAGUGAUUUUGAAUAUAUCAGAACAUUACACCAGAAUACGGGCACAAGAAGGAAAACCGAACCCGCAAGUUGUUGGUGCACUGUUGGGAACGCAAGAUGGACGCAGCAUGGAGAUUUUUAAUUCAUUUGAGCUACAAUUUGACUCAUUUGAUGAUGGUCAUAUUGUCAUCAACAUGGAAUAUUACAAGACUAAGGAGGAGCAAUUUCGACAAGUGUUUAAAAAUCUGGAUUUUCUUGGAUGGUACACCACUGGGAGUGGAGCCCAAGGAAGUGAUCUGGGGAUCCACAAACAGAUAUGUGAAAUCAACGAAAGCCCGAUAUUUCUCAAGCUGAACCCACUUGCUAGAACAAAUGAUUUACCUAUAAGCAUGUACGAGUCUGUAAUUGAUCUAGUUAAUGGAGAGACUAGAAUGUUGUUUGUGGAGAUUCCUUAUACAUUGGCCACUGAGGAAGCAGAGAGAAUUGGUGUAGAUCACGUCGCAAGACUGUCCUCAUCUGGGACAGUUGAUGGCGCAACAGUAUCUGACCAUCUUCUCGCCCAGUAUAAUGCCAUUAAGAUGCUGCACGCUCGAGUAAAGAUGAUCAUGGAAUAUGUCAAAGCUGUCAAAGCAGGUGAAGCACCGUGCAACCAUGAGAUCAUGAGAGAUGCCCUGAGUCUCUGUCAAAGAUUACCUGUCAUGAAGACAGAUAUAUUCAAGGGAGACUUCUAUGAUCAAUGCAAUGAUGUCAUGCUGAUGUGUUACUUGGCAACCGUAACCAAGGGCUGCAACAGCCUUAAUGAGUUUAUCAACAAGUUCAAUGUGGUCCAUGACAGACAUGGAAUGGGACGCCGCAUGCGUGGACUGCUAUUUUAAUCUUCAUCAUCUGUAACGACUGAGGAAAGUGAACUUACUUAACCGCCCCCCUUCUAGGGGAGAGCACACAUUUAGCUCUUUCCUCCAACCUUGAAGCUGUACCAACCAACCUAGCUUUGCAUCCUUAAAUUUGAAGGAUAAAGACUUGCCUCUAUGCCCUCCCCAUAGUAAUUGAAGCUGUACUAAUUCUUCAACUCUCUCCCCAACCUCAAUGUUAAAAUGCACCCUCCCCACCCCCCACCCCCCUCUGAUUGGAUCACCCUCAAUGACAACGAAACCCCUUCUAUAAAUACUGUGUUUUUUCCCUCCUUAUCCAACCUUAACUUGAUAAGCUCUGAGAGUGGUAUCACCAAAACAAAAUAGAAGUGUAUUUUCUAUUAAAUGAACGUGAUCAAUCCCUUUUGAGAGGAAAGUUUUUCUCCAUGAUUGUAAAUAUAUUGCAACAAAUAAAAUUAUCAUUGUUUGA
Messenger RNA from Nematostella vectensis (starlet sea anemone), 1442 nucleotides. RefSeq names its product COP9 signalosome complex subunit 6. The record is from RefSeq and is a predicted model, not a curated record. Bases 29 to 976 code for a protein of 315 amino acids. Gene Ontology annotation, biological process: protein deneddylation. Gene Ontology annotation, cellular component: COP9 signalosome. Lineage: Eukaryota; Metazoa; Cnidaria; Anthozoa; Actiniaria; Edwardsiidae. Gene Ontology annotation, molecular function: protein binding; metallopeptidase activity. The transcript has 10 exons.